CCAUGUCGAGCAAUCCUUGAAUGGAAGCUCUCCAUGCUUUGUUUUACUUUUCAAAGCUCUUCUCCCUUAUAAAUUCAUCGCCCACGUCAUCACAUCCUCCAUGUCUCUCUUUCACACAAACAUACACUUGCGUUUUCCCGAGACCCUCUUUUAAUGAUGCCUCCAAGAAUCUCUUUCGACGCUGAAACGCUCCUCUUUUUGGCUCUCUCCUUUUUAGCCAUCAUUGUGUGCUCCAGCGACGGUCCUCAGCUAGCAGUGGCGCAAAGUAGUAACAACAACAGUGCCACAACGAUCCCAGUGAACGUUGGGGUGAUUGUUGAUCUGGAGACGUGGGUGGGUAAGAUGGGAUUGAGCUGCGUUAACUUGUCUAUCUCUAACUUUUAUGGUUCAAACCCUUCUUACAAGACCAGGCUCAUCCUCAACGUUAGAGACUCAAAAGAAGAAGAGGUUGCUGCCGCUGCUGCAGCACUUGAUCUGAUAAAGAAUAAGCAAGUCCACGCCAUAAUAGGCCCCCAAAGUUCAGUGCAAGCAGACUUCAUCAUUGACCUUGGAAACAAAUCUCAUGUGCCGAUCAUCUCUUUUUCUGCUACUAGUCCUUUCCUCAGUUCCAUUCGGAGUCCAUACUUCAUUCGAGCUGCACAAAAUGACUCGUCCCAAGUGAAUGCCAUAAGCGCAGUCGUGCAAGCUUUUGGCUGGAGAGAAGCGGUUCUAAUAUAUGUGGACAAUGAGUUCGGAGAAGGCAUCAUACCUUCUCUUACGGAUGCUUUGGAAGAGGUCGAUACGCGAGUCUAUAGGAGCCUCAUUCCUCCUUUAGCCACGGACAAUCAAAUCGGGCAGGAACUCUACAAGUUAAUGACGAUGCAAACGAGGGUCUUCAUCGUACACAUGUUACCUACCCUCGGUUCUCGGCUAUUUGCCAAAGCAAAAGAGGCAGGAAUGAUGGGGAGAGGUUAUGUAUGGAUCUUGACUAGUGGAAUCACUGACCUAUUGAACUCUGUGGAUUCAUCUGUUGUUGCUAAUUCAAUGCAAGGAGUAUUGGGAAUCAAGACUUACAUUCCAGACACACGGAACCUGGACAAUUUCGUGGUCCAGUGGAAGAAGAAAUUCCAACAAGAGAAUCCAUCCGUCCUUAGUCCUCGGUUGAACAUCUUCGGAUACUAUGCUUAUGAUGCUGCUCGGGCUCUGGCAAUGGCUGUUGAGGAAAUGGGAACGGUGAAUUUUAGCUUCGAGAUUUUGAAUACUUUGACAGAUGCAACUGAUUUGGACACUAUUGGGGUCUCUCAAAAUGGUGAGAAACUUCUCCAAGAACUAGCUAAUAUCACAUUCAUGGGGCUCACUGGAAAUUUCAGUCUUGUUGAUGGGCAGUUAGAAUCGUUAGUGUUCCAAAUUGUUAAUAUCAAUGGAAACGCAGCAAGAGGGAUCGGGUUCUGGACCCUAAAAAAUGGGCUGCUGAGAGAUUUGAAUCCAUCUGACACAAGCAAAUAUUCCACUUCGAAGGGUAAUUUAGGAACAAUAAUAUGGCCAGGAGAUUCGACCUCUGUUCCCAAGGGAUGGGAGUUCCCCAUGACUGGGAAGAGUUUGAGAAUCUUAGUUCCCGUGAAAGACGGUUUCAAUCAAUUCGUGACGGUGACACGUGAUCCUACAACAAAUAUAUCCCAAGUCACCGGAUACUGUAUUGACAUCUUUCACGCUGUGAUAGAAAAACUACUUUAUGCAUUGACUUAUGAACUUACUCUGUUUGCCUUGCCUAAUGGAAGUAGCGCUGGUAGUUACAAUGACAUGAUCGAUCAAGUAUAUUACCAGAAUUAUGAUGCAGUGGUGGGUGAUACGACGAUCCUUGCGAACAGAUCAUUGUACGUGGAGUUUACCUUACCGUACAUAGAAUCGGGGGUUGCAAUGCUUGUGCCAUACAAGGACAACAAGAGUAAGAAUGCUUGGGUUUUCUUGAAGUCACGGGACCUUUGGCUAACUAUUGGAUGCUUUUUUGUGUUUAUAGCAUUGGUCGUGUGGAUUCUCGAACAUCGGAUUAAUGAAGAUUUCAGGGGUCCAGUCACGCAUCAAGUUGGCACGAGCCUCUGGUUUUCGUUUUCAACCAUGGUCUUUGCUCAAAGGGAGAGAGCAUUUAGCAACCUAACAAGAUUUGUUGUGAUCGUGUGGGUUUUCGUGGUACUUAUACUAACGCAAAGUUAUACGGCAAGCUUGAGCUCUCUUUUGGUGGUGCAAAAUUCUCAACCAACUAUAGCUGAUGUGCAUCAGCUCCUAAAUAGUGGAGAAAGAGUGGGAUAGUAUGGAACUUUCGUUCAUGAGAUGCUAAAGCAAAUGAAAUUCGAUGAUUACAGACUUGUAUCUUAUAAGUCUGUUGAAGAAUGCGAUGUGCUUCUUUCCAAAGGAAGCUCAAAGGGUGGGAUUGCAGCCGCAAUUGACGAAGUCCCCAACAUUAAACUUGUUCUUUCUCAAUAUUGCAACAAAUAUAUAAUGAUCCCGACAUUUAAAACUGCUGGAUUUGGCUUCGUAAGAAAUUCCACAAUUACUAAGGUUAGUUGUUAUUUCUUUGAUUGAAAAAUCUCAUGUCCUGCUUCUUUUGGUUUACAGGUUUUCCCCAAAGGGUCUCCGCUAGUCCCAGAUAUUUCACGAGCAAUCCUCAAUGUAACUGAAGGGCCUAACAUGACGAAAAUUGAAAAAGCAUGGUUUACAUCAGAAACCAACUGCCUCGAUUCAACUCCCUCCAUUUCUUCCAAUAGUUUGGGUCUUGACAGUUUCUGGGGCCUAUUCUUGAUUGCUGGAGUUGUUGCACUUUUAGCUCUCCUCAUUUACAUGGUCAUGUUUGUCAAAAGGAAUUGGCAUGUCAUAUCAAGUUCUUCAGCUUCACUGCGACAGAAAAUUGUUGCAUUGGGAAGAAGAUUUUACGAAAGAGACAUCAAUUCCCAUACUUUUAGGGAGGGCAGAUUCAGAGACAGAAGUAUGGAUGAUGGUAUCCAUGAGCACGCAGAUGUUGAGAUAUCAGAAAACAGUAAUUUCCCCCUGAGUCCGUCAAGCAACUCCAGCCAAAUCAACGACGUUUUAACCAAUGAGCAAGGCACACCAUCUGCAGAACAAGGACUUCCUAACCAUGUAGAUGAAGGGUGCCACAAGAUAGCGAGCAAUGUCGAGCUUACCAAUGUAACUAAGAGAGACCUUUCAACACGGGAAGGCACUCAACAAACUGCUGCUCUUGGGCCCCCUCAUCACACCUCCCGUGAAUGUCACUGAGCUGGCGAAGGUGGCAGUUCAAGCAGCUGCGGAUCCUGCCUUCACUCCAGUCGUCAUAGACGUUCAGGGAUUACUCCGAUAUAGCCAACAAAAGUUGAAGUAGAAAUGGUCCGACCCAUCCUCUUUAUAGGUUCAAUCUUAUAGAGCUGUUAAUAACAUGAGCACUCAUAUGUUGUUUUCAUAUCAACACCGUUUUGAUUUUUCUGGAGUCUAUAGUUGCCUGUAGGAGAAAGAGAAGAAUUCUUAGCUCAAACUUUGAAGGCAGUAAAUGCACUUGAAAGAGCUAAAUUCUUUGUACGUUGGGGUUUCCCUGAACUUUUGAGUCAUGUACUGAAUUUCAGUGAAAUGAUCCCUUCAGAAUAUAAGUACAUCGGGCAAGAGUAAUAUAGAUCCGCACUGUUUUCAUCCUUAA
Molecule: messenger RNA, 3661 nt
Organism: Eucalyptus grandis
Lineage: Eukaryota; Viridiplantae; Streptophyta; Magnoliopsida; Myrtales; Myrtaceae
Product: glutamate receptor 2.7
Cellular component (GO): plasma membrane
Molecular function (GO): glutamate-gated receptor activity
Source: RefSeq, a predicted model, not a curated record